Messenger RNA from Carassius gibelio (silver crucian carp), 1470 nucleotides. RefSeq names its product mitotic-spindle organizing protein 2. Gene Ontology annotation, cellular component: centrosome; spindle. Lineage: Eukaryota; Metazoa; Chordata; Actinopteri; Cypriniformes; Cyprinidae. The record is from RefSeq and is a predicted model, not a curated record. Bases 185 to 796 code for a protein of 203 amino acids. The transcript is spliced from 5 exons.
UAGACUGGGGGAUGCAGUUUACAUAUCAGCAUUCAGAAUCGGUUUUCCAAGCGCCCGCUAGAGGAAGACAACCGCCUCCUCCAGACCAGAUGGUGGCAGUAAGUAAUGCUGCUUUGCCUUGUCAAGCGGCAACAAACCCGGAGGAAGGACGCGGGCAAUUUACUACUGCAUUUGGUGCAUUAUUAUGUCACAGUCAGCGAUGCCUUCAGCCCCGGACUCCCCAUCUCUGAGCGUGACCGUCAGCGGGAAUGUGCAGAAAUACAACAUCAAGAAGAAAAAGGUCUUAAAUGCGGAGGAGACUGAGCUGUUCGAGCUCACUCAGGCUGCUGGGAUAGUCAUGGACCAAGAAGUUUUCAAAAUCAUAUUGGACCUGUUAAAGAUGAACGUUGCUCCUCUGGCAGUCUUUCAGACCUUAAAGACCAUGUGUGCGGGGCAGAAGGUCUCUGAAACAUCCACUGGUGACACAUCCACUUCGUCCCACACUGCCACUGCACCUUCAGAGUCUAGAGAAGAGGAGGGUGUGGUCUCAGGAAAGAGCACUAAAACUGUAGCACCUCCCUCUGCGUCUGUGUCCCGCCCACCUAGGGGAGGGGCUAAGAUAGUGGUCUACAGUGCGGGUGACACGAGUGCUCCCAUCUCUCAAGUACGCAGUAAAACAAGUUCAGGGCAGGGGGAGAAAACUGCAAGAGAUGGUUCAAGCCAGCGGGUGCCACGGCAGGUCAGCGCCACCAGGGGGCAGAAGAGCGCCAAGAGCUCAGGCAGCAGCAGCUCGUCUUCUCAGCUCACCUCCAACUGAAGGUCUCCGUCAAUUAAACAACACAUACUAAGCUUGCUGAAAAUAAGCGCUUUUUUUUGUUGGAGAAGGUUCCUGUAGAAACUGCAAAAACUUUUGCACUGUAAACAAAACAGUUAAGUUGUUUUAGGGAUCUCCUUCGGGAUGUCUUCAGUGUUUCUUUGAAAACUUCUUUGCAUUAAAUUUGCAUCUAGCCCAGAGAGACUAUAGCUGAAGUAUGCCAUAUUUUCCACGGUUUAUUUUACACUUUCACACCAAAACCAUUAGAGGAAAACACAGAAAAUCUUUUGCUAUCUUUAUACCAUCCAUUUUCUCAAAUCCAGCAGCUUGGGGCUGCUGUGAAACACAUCUGUCUUAAACCGUGCUUGUGUAAAACACUCAACAUUGUCUUUAUAGACUGUGAUGUAUAUAUGGACUUUAUUUUCUAUUAUUUUCAAAUGUGAAAUGUGCUUUUUUUAUGCAUUCUUUUUAUUGCAUCUCCAAUAUGGAGUCUUUAAAACAGUUAUUGUAUGUUGCACUUUAAAUCUUUACUUGAUGAAGGAAGGUUUGUAUGCAUAAAUGCUUUAUAAAACAAAACAUGAGAGAGUUGUUUUUUAGAUUUAAAAAGUCUUAAUGUUUCUGGUUUAAUUUCUCGAUGAGAACUAAGACAUAAGCAUUUAAUUAUGCAGUUACUGGAA